AUGGCAUCAAUCUUGUCCACGGUACCUAAAUGGGUCGCUGACCUGCAAUCGCCCCCAACACCUAGAUCGAAGAAUGGGAGCAUACCCGACCCCCCAGGAUAUCCUGCUCAGUCAACAGCACUGUCCAAGAAACAAGCAUCCAAAGAGCUCAAGUCCCAGCCCCGAAAGCAGCCGAGCCCCGAAGAGAUGGACACCUUGAAGCUGAAGAAGGCAUGGGAGGUCGCACUGGCGCCAGUCAAAAGUCUGCCCAUGACAGCCAUCAUGAUGUACAUGUCCGGAAACUCGUUGCAGAUCUUCAGCAUCAUGAUGGUCUACAUGGCCUUCAAGAACCCCAUCAUGGGUCUUGUCGGAACAAACCAGGCAUUCGAGAGGUUCGAGAGCGACAGCAACAAGGCCAAGAUCAUACAAGUCAAGUUGGCAUACAUAGUGAUGCAGUGCGUGGCGCUCGGCGUGGGAAUAUGGAAAGUGAAUGCUAUGGGACUGCUACCAACAACAAGGUCGGACUGGCUUGCAUGGGAAGCGCAGAGGGAACCAUUGGAACAUGCCGUCUUCGCGCUAUGA
Molecule: messenger RNA, 561 nt
Organism: Anthostomella pinea
Lineage: Eukaryota; Fungi; Ascomycota; Sordariomycetes; Xylariales; Xylariaceae
Source: the annotation of a GenBank genome assembly